GCCAGUACGGGCUGCUCAGGGACACCGCGGCCCCGGUCGGAUGCAGGAACAAGCGCUGAGCCGGUCCGCGACGGCUUGGGCUGGGGACCCUGUCGCUCGCUCUCAUCCUCACUCGCGGAGGCAUUACGUAUCGCUCCUAGGGCCGUACCAAGACAUUCAUCUCCACGUGCAGCAUCGCUAGCAGCCCCAGCGGUGCGCGUGCGCGUACGCUCCAUCCAACCUCGGGACCGGGGCUCACUCUGCUCCUGCGACCUCACGGCGCUGCACGAAUUCACAGUGCUCCCCAGUGCUGCCGUCCAGUGUUUCGUCGCGCAUUACCCCGCACACCGACCCCACCAUGAUGCGCAGACAGAGCGCAAAGGGCGAAUGGAUUCCCUCUGAGGGGCAUUGGCCCGUGGAUCCCCAGGAAGACGUCGAGGUUGACAAGGGCCGCAUCUGGGUCGACGGCUGCUUCGACUUCACCCAUCACGGCCAUGCUGGUGCCAUGCUGCAGGCCCGCCAACUGGGCACCGAGCUCCUUGUCGGCGUCCAUUCAGACGAAGCCAUCCUCGAGAACAAGGGUCCUACCGUGAUGCGUCUGGACGAGCGCAUCACGGCUGUCGAAGCCUGCCGCUGGGCCACGCGCGCCAUCCCCAAAGCUCCCUACGUCACCUCUCUGCCCUGGAUCACCCACUACGGCUGCUGGGACGUCGUCCACGGCGAUGACAUUACGUCCGACAGCAGCGGCCAAGACUGCUACCGCUAUGUCAAGGCAGCCGGGCGCUUCAAGGUCGUCAAGCGGACGCCCGGUAUCUCGACGACUGAUCUUGUCGGCCGCAUGCUGCUCUGCACCAAGACGCACUUUAUACAGUCGCUAGAGAAGAUGCUGGCUGGCGAAGAAGGCCCUGGUGGAGAAGACGAGCGGAAGGAGACGGGAGCGGCGAUGCUGCAGCGAAUCAAGGACUAUGCGACCGACGCCACGGGUCUGGCACCGGGAUGCGAUGUGUGGUACUGGCAUGCUUCUCGGCCCGCCAAGUACAGACGGACGACCCAGAGCUCGUCCGCAGACCCCCAGCGGCCGGGUGAGUCUCGUGCAGACUCAAACGUGGGCUCGCACCAUCAUGCUGUGAAGGAAGAGAAGGGGAAAUUCCGUCAGCUCGUGGAAGGAAAGGGCGUCCGCCCGGGGCAGAGAAUCGUAUACGUCGAUGGUGGCUGGGAUCUGUUUUCCUCGGGACACAUCGAAUUCCUGCGCAUCGUUACGCAGACGGAGGAAGAGCUUGCCAAGGAGCGAGGAUGGUACACCGAUGAAGCCCGACAGCAACGCAUAGAUCAGCACGGAGGAGACUACGGUCCAAGUUUCCUGGUUGCUGGCAUCCACGACGACGAGGUCAUCAACACCUGGAAAGGAAUCAACUACCCCAUCAUGAACAUCUUCGAGCGCGGGUUGUGUGUCCUGCAAUGCAAGUACAUUAACGCAGUUGUCUUUGGUUCGCCGUUUUCGCUAUCGAAAGCUUUCUUAACCACCAUGCCCUACGGCACACCUGCCGCCGUCUACCAUGGGAUAACAUCCUUCAUGCCGCUGUCCUACGACACGUAUGCCCCAGCUAAGCACCUCAACAUCUACCGCGAGAUCGCGAACCACAACUUCCAGCAUGUCAACGCAGGCGAAAUUGUUCAGCGAAUUAUGAAAAGUAGAGCAGCAUACGAAGAGAGGCAGCGUCUCAAAGGCGAGAAGGGGAUCACCGAGGAGGCUGAGAAGCGGAGACAGGAGUUGGAGCGAGAGCAAAAGAGAAGAGAGGUGGAGAGGCAGUUCGGAAUCUAGGCCGCGAAAACGGCCUGGGACUUCAGGUGAAAUGACAAGGAACGACGGAAAGGCAGGCCGCAGGCAUUCUUGCAUGAACGUAAGGUCAGCUGGUCAGCCCGGAUAUGAAAGCUUCGAAGAUACCACAUCACCCCAGCGCGAGGAAUGCAACUUUCAACACGUUUCCC
This is a messenger RNA of Paraphaeosphaeria sporulosa, 1968 nucleotides long. RefSeq names its product ethanolamine-phosphate cytidylyltransferase-like protein. The record is from RefSeq and is a predicted model, not a curated record. Gene Ontology annotation, biological process: phosphatidylethanolamine biosynthetic process. Gene Ontology annotation, cellular component: cytoplasm. NCBI's taxonomy places the organism in Eukaryota, Fungi, Ascomycota, Dothideomycetes, Pleosporales, Didymosphaeriaceae. Bases 338 to 1801 code for a protein of 487 amino acids. The transcript is spliced from 5 exons. Gene Ontology annotation, molecular function: ethanolamine-phosphate cytidylyltransferase activity.